Messenger RNA from Aricia agestis (brown argus), 498 nucleotides. Its product is annotated as lipopolysaccharide-induced tumor necrosis factor-alpha factor homolog. The record is from RefSeq and is a predicted model, not a curated record. The coding region runs from base 65 to 412 and encodes 115 amino acids. NCBI's taxonomy places the organism in Eukaryota, Metazoa, Arthropoda, Insecta, Lepidoptera, Lycaenidae. Gene Ontology annotation, molecular function: zinc ion binding. The transcript has 3 exons.
CUAGUCGGUGAUUCAUGUCCAUGUGAACUUCGGAAAAUAAAGUUGAGCAAUUAACAAAUUAACAAUGGAAAUGAAAGGACCCCCACCGCCUGCGUAUGACGAUGGACCCCCUGGACCACCUGGACCCCCCGGGGGUGUUCCCCCCCAGCCGGGCUACUACGGCUUCCCCACCAUCAUCGUGGAAACCCCUAUGGGCGCUCACCCCACACCAUACACCUGCAGAUCCUGCAACCAGCAGAUUGUCACCAGAAUCGAGAGAAAGAACGUGAUGAAGACGCAUCUCUUCGCGCUCCUGCUUUGCGUUUUCGGUUGCUGGCCGUGCGUAUGCAUCCCGUAUUGUGUGGACUCGUGCAAGAGCGCCGACCACUACUGCCCCAACUGCAACGGUUACAUCGGCCGCUAUCAAGACUAAGCUAUACAAGCUAGGCUAGGAUUAAGGGGCUGGCAUGCCAUGUAUGGCAAAAGCCCUUUAUUCAAAUAAAGAUUAAAAAAAAGCUA